This is a messenger RNA of Thecamonas trahens ATCC 50062, 4869 nucleotides long. RefSeq names its product serine/threonine protein kinase. Bases 1 to 4869 code for a protein of 1622 amino acids. NCBI's taxonomy places the organism in Eukaryota, Apusomonadida, Apusomonadidae. Gene Ontology annotation, biological process: protein phosphorylation. The record is from RefSeq and is a predicted model, not a curated record. The transcript is spliced from 2 exons. Gene Ontology annotation, molecular function: ATP binding; protein kinase activity.
AUGCGGCUGGCCAUCACGGCUCCGACGUCGCAGGCGGCAGUUGCGGUCGUUCUGGAGAGUGUGGUGCGGAGCCGAUGGGCAAGCCUGCCCAACACCACAUUUGCGCUGUAUCUAGAUCCCCCCGACAACUAUCUGGCGGCCAACUCUCAACGGAUUACGCUCGGGCGGUCAGUCUCUGUCCUGCCGUCUGCAGUGGCGGCUGCAGCAUGGCGGCCGCGGGGCACGCUCGCCGCGCUUGCUUUUCCUUCGCCGCUCAACUUUCUGGAUACAGUGGCAGCCGGUGGCUUUGCGCCGCUUGACGACGUUAUGGUGAGCGUGAUGCCGCGGCUUGCACCGGUGCUGCGGGAAGUACAGCUCUUUACCGGCGACGUGUACGAGUCGAUCGAGUUCCAGCAGGCAGCCCAGCCCAAGAUGGCUGUCUCGCUGCGGACCGAGUGGCCACCCCAGGCAGUGCCGUCACCACCAGUUGUGCCGCCUCUGGCCUCUGAGUGGCCACCGCUGCUGAGCAGCCCGAAUCCGCGGUCGUACUACGCAGCGCCUGUGGUGCUCGACGGCGUUUCUAUCGCUUACCGGCGGUCGGUUCUGGACGCAUUUGACCUCAUACCGCCGACGUCGUACGAGGAGCUGCUCACGCUGUGUGGCACUCUCGACGGACUUGGCAUCAUUCCGAUCACAAUGCCGUCGUUCGACCUUGGGUCGGCAGUCGAGGGUGUGAUGGCCAGCAUGUGGUUUGACAUUGUGGCUACGCGGCUGUACGGCUCAGCGCUGCUCGAUGAGAUGCGCGGCGGGCGGGUCUCGUUUCUUGACGAGCGCAUUGAGCGGGUGCUUGCCGUCCUGGAAGAUCUCCGCAACGCGCGCUGCUACCACCCGCAGCCGCGCGAUGUCGACGGCGAGCAGGGCCGGGCUCCGUUUUUCACCGGUGUCUCGGCCAUGACCAUCAUUUGGGACGGGUUCGCUCUCUCGCUGCCGGAAGGCGUGCUCGCCGACGUUGAGGCCUUUGCUUUUCCGGAGCUUUCUGCUGGUCAAGGCGUGAACACGGGUCUCGCCAUCUUUGUUGUGAUUGCACUGCCGGUUGACUUUGCGCCGAUGGAGUCGGACAAGGCGACGGUAGAGGCUGUGCGGCAAGAAGUGGUCCGAGCAGCGUUGUCGCCAACGAUGGCGCAAGCGCUUUGGGCCAACGGCAUGUAUGGGGUGCCGGCGGUGGUAGAUUCAGAGGUGGUCGCACCGGCGUCCAUGCGUGCUACCCGACGCGUGGUGCAGACGAUGCGGGACGAGUCGAGCCAGCUCACGACGCUGCUCUGCCUGACAAUGUCGCCUGCAGCACUGCGGGAUGCGUGGUGCCGCGAGUUCUCGCUCUUUUUCCACUCGACCGAUUUCAGCGUGGCCAAGUCUGGUACGAUUCUGGCUCGAUUGGAAGGCGUUCGGGGCGAGGUGACAACUGGUGUCGCAGCGCCGCCGUUUGCGGAGCCGCCACCUGGGGUUGUUGCGCGUGGGACGCGGAUUGAGCUGAUGGCGCUCGAUGAGCAGGCAAUGGUGCUGUAUUCGUUCAAGAACAUUCCGCUCGUCCUGGGUUCGCCGGACGUUGAGCAGUACUCGGCGCCGAUUGUACUGCCGGAGCGGCCCGAGGUGACGGUGUGGGCAGGCGUUCACACGCAGACGCUGGUCAACUCUCAAGUCGUAGCGCUGCGGUAUGUCCAGCCAUGGGCUGUGGCGAGCGAGACGAACAGACCGCUGCGGAUGGUUGUGCUUGGGGUCGGACUCGCAGUGGGUGUGCUCUGCCUCGCCGGCAUGGUGGCGGCCGUGAUGAUUACGCGGCAGCGGAGCCGGGCGCGCAAUCCGAAGACGCAGAUGAUGCUUGUGGACCACUCGGAUCUUAUUCUGAUGACGUCGCUGGCAAUCCGCGAGCGGGCAGAGGUGUUCCGGGCUACGUUUCGUGCGUCGCGUGCGGUGGUCAAACUCUUCUUUCCACACCUUGCCAGCAAGCCGAGCCGAGCCGGGCUGCUGGGGACAGAGGCGCAACUGCCGACGCAGAGCUGGAUCAACAAUGUGGCGGCAUCGUUGACGACGAGCGAGACGAGAGCGUUGGCGUCGAUGUCAGAGCUGAGCGAAGGGAUGCAGGAGUUUAUGCGGACGACGCGAAUGCUGGCGUCGCUGCGGCACCCGAACCUGGUACUGUUCAUGGGCGUCGCGCUCAAUCCGCUGGCAGUGGUGACCGAGUACGUCCCGCGCGGCUCACUCUGGUCCGUGCUCCACACCCCGGACAUGGAGCUCGCUGGAUCGCUCAAGGUUGCGCUUGCGGCGGGUAUUGCCAAGGGCCUGCGGUACCUACGGCGAGCACGGAUUGUGCACCACUCGCUGACCUCCCACAACGUGCUCCUCACUGCAUCGUGGAUUCCCAAGAUUGCCGACUUUGGCAUGGAAGCGUUGGAGGUGCUGCCUGCAAGGAAGGUGCAUGCGCGUGCGGCAGCUGCGCAUGAGGCGCACAUGCACGAGCGGUGGCCGUGGACGGCGCCCGAGGUGCUGAGUACCAACGCGCCAGUCUCGUUUGCGUCGAACGUGUACUCGUACGGGGUGCUGGUGUGGGAGAUCGUGACGCUGCGGCAGCCGUACAGCGGAUACUCGCCCGACGCAGUGGCGCUCGGGGUCAUCAACGGAACACUGCGACCGGAGCUGGCUCCGGGUGACGGGACGCUUGAUGUUGCUGUGGGCAAGCCAGUCCGGGGUGAGAGCUCGCUGGGGCCGUCGACGUUUGACAACCGGCCGUCUCUGGUGCCGCUGAUGCUCAUGUGCUGGUCGGCAGACGUUGAGGCUCGACCCGGACUGACAGCGAUUGUCAACGAGCUGGAGCAGAUCCAGUCUGUGGUUGGCCCGCCGGUGUACCCGCAUGUGGACGCGCGGCCGCGCGGGCGGUCUGUCUUGGUCAUGAUCGAAGUGGCCAACUUGCAAGCUGCACUUGACUCACUGCCUGCGGCAUUUGCCGAGGCUGUGCGGACGAUGCAUCGAAUGGUGCGGGCAGCGCUGAGUGUCUCGUCCGGUUUUGUGUGGCGGCUCUCGAUUGAUCGGGUGUACAUCAUGUUUGCGUCUGUGGCGCGGGCGAUGAAGUUUCUUACAGCCUUUGACGAGGCCAUGUUCCACUGCCCGUGGCCGCACGAGCUCCUCCUGCACCCGAUGUUUGGCCCGCUGGUCAACUCGGACGGCGUGGUGGUGCUCCGCGGGCUGCGGCUGCGGACAGUGGCUACAAUCGGGGUUGCGGAGAUGAAGAACCCCGAGCCGACGCCCGGGCCCGCGAUUGGGCGCACCAUGGACAGCUCUGUGGUAGGUCUCGACGAGGGAGCUGGCGAGGACGACGGCUACACAGGCGAGCUUGUUCACCAGGGCCAGCACAUGCUCACGGUGUGCCUACCGGGGCAGACGAUGGUGAGCAAGGUGCUCUCACUCGAAGCGGUGCACGAGCUCCGGGAAACGGCGUACGAGCUGGUGCCGACGCAGCAUGGGAUGAUGCAGUUGCAGGCGGAGGCGCGGCCGGUCGACUUUGAGGCAGUACAUGGCGGUGGGGGCGGGGCGGGACUCGCGCUUGUCUCACUGCCUAUGUCCUCUCUGGAUCCUGGACUCGGCGGAGGCGUCGUCGGCGACGGCGGCAAUGAUGGUGAUGUCGGUGACGAGACCGAGGUUGGGACUGUGUCAAGCACAACGAGUCGACGGAUGACCAAAAGCGGGAAGACGCGGUCUGUGCUGUUUGCCAACAGAGGCGGCGAGGCGGCCAGGAGUGGCGAGGCUGCGAGCGGUGUGCCCAUGACUCGUGUGAGCGAAGCGUCGGCUUCGUGCUCUGUGUCAUUGUCGAUGAGCAAGCCGCGGCAUACCUCUGAGGAGAGCUCGGCAGGGCGGCACGAGCGAGGCGGCGACGAUGUGUCGCUGCGGAAAAGCAUCCACAUGUCGAAAGGCAUUGCAACCGAGACCGGCGGCGACUACGGGCUGCCGUCUGCGUCACUUGUGCUUGCGCCAGCGUCGCAAACACGGUUUGCUUACACGACGCUCGAGCUGGGGCUGACAACUGCGCGGGGACAGGCGUGGGUUAUUUCCGCACCGCCGAAGCAUGUGUUUGAGACGCGGUACACGUUUGGAGCGACGGCCGAGUCGUACAAGGUGCGGUGGGGCGAGGGGACGGUGCUGUUUAAGCGGGUGGUGCACGCGAUGCGGGCAGAGGAAACAAUCGACUUUGCAGUGACGGUGGCACUGCUCAAGGUGCUCGACCACCCGAACGUGCUCCCGCUCAAGGCGGCGUGCUUUGACCCGCCCCGGCCUGUGGUUGUGGUUGAUUUUGUGGACGGCGGCUCGCUGUGGAACGCGUUGCUCGGACCGCGCAAGGUGGAAAUGCCGAUCUUUACCCGGAUCAAUAUCAUGCAAGGCAUUGCCAAAGGCCUUGCAUACCUCCACGAGCACGGGGUGGUGCACGGGGCACUCUCGCCAGCCAACGUGCUGCUGCAGAACUCUUCCACGCCGCUCCUCACCGACUACGGGCUGGUCUCGAUCCGGUACAAACGCGAGGUGCAGGCCGGCCAGGCGCCGCCGCCACUGCCGCUGUCUGGCGGAGCUGGGCUUGCGAUUGAGAAGCGGCGGCACGAGCCGACGCGGUAUGACGCGCCCGAAGUGCUCAACGACGGAGUGGUGAGCACGGCAGCAGACAUCUUUGCGUACGGAGUGCUGCUGCUGGAGAUCGCGACGUCGGCCAAUGCGUUUCCCGGAAUGAGCGACGCGGAGGUGGCGUCGCGCAUCUCGUCGGGCUUCCGUCCGCCGAUUCCCGAGAGCAUCAACUUUGACCUCGCGUCGAUCAUUCUGUGUUGCUUCCGCGAGCGGCCGGUGACAUCAUGA